Pseudozyma hubeiensis SY62 is the source of this 660-nucleotide messenger RNA. RefSeq names its product paired amphipathic helix protein Sin3a. The transcript has a single exon. NCBI's taxonomy places the organism in Eukaryota, Fungi, Basidiomycota, Ustilaginomycetes, Ustilaginales, Ustilaginaceae. The record is from RefSeq and is a predicted model, not a curated record. The coding region runs from base 1 to 660 and encodes 219 amino acids.
AUGGCUGGAAGGCGCAAGCGCAAUGCCGCACUGCCAUCGCGCUGCACCCGUGCCUGUCACCUCAGGUCAUAUCAUACUGAAUAUCGACUUCGUGGGCGAAUGGCUGACUUCUUGUCCUACGAGAUGAAAGAGUGGCACAGAAGCAUUUUGCGACCAACGACUCCAGUGUCCAAGCGAGAGAGCAAAAACACGGUCUCAAAAAGGAAAAUCCGUGGCUUUUUUGGACGGUCGAAGAAGAAAUUGCCAUUCUGGGAGCAGAGCAGGAGAGCAGGAGAAAAGCAAACAGCAGGCUUCGGCUCGCCACUGGAUCUGCAUCGUAGAAGUCAACCACAGCGCUUGUCUGUGCAGCACGAUGAUUGUUACCGCGUCUUUGUUUCAGACAUGGAUGGCCCUUUUGCCAGAGCACAUCCAUAUCCUGUCACCGACGGCGGAUCCAGUCGGCUCCGGUCUCGAAGCACUUGCGCAGUGUGCCGCGAUGCACCACGACAGGAACAACAGCGUACUGGGCAGUCCAUCCGAACCGAGAGGCUUGGGUGGACUAGGCGCUCGCAAUAUUCAACAGCCAUUAACUAUAUGGAUGGACCAUGCGCACAUGGCAAGCGAAUGUCAUCCGAAACACCAAUCACAAACCAACAAGUCACCGAUGCAAGCGUCACCUAA